AUGUCGUUUUUCGGUUUCGGGGGACGCCGAUCCGCUUACCAUGGCGGCGGCGGAAGGUUCGAGCAGACCUACCGCUGCUACCCGGCGUCCUCCGCCGCCAGGCCGCACCUGGAGGCCGGCGACAAGGUGAUCCUGCCGGCGUCCGCGCUCCACCGCCUGGCGUCCCUCCACAUCGAGUACCCCAUGCAAUUCGAGCUCCGCAGCUCAUCCGCCCCGCGGGCCUCGCACUGCGGCGUGCUGGAGUUCGUGGCCGACGAAGGCACGGUGGUGAUGCCGGGGUGGAUGAUGGAGAACCUGCGGCUCCAGGCGGGCGACGCCGUCCGCGUGCGGAGCGCCGCGCUCCCCAAGGGCACCUACGUCAAGCUGCGGCCGCACGCGGCCGCCUUCCUGGACGUCUCCAACCUCAAGGCCGUCCUGGAGAAGACGCUGCGGGCCUUCUCGUGCUUCACCACGGGGGACACCAUCGUGGUCGCCUACAACAACAGGAGCUACCUCAUCGACAUCGUCGAGACGAGGCCGGCGACGGCGGUCAGCAUCAUCGACACGGACUGCGAGGUGGACUUCGCGCCUCCGCUUGACGACAAGGAGACCGAGAAACCACAGCAACCUUCACCUGCUGAAGCUGGAGAAGACAAUAACGCUGAGGUUAAAGAUGAGCCUCCGGAGUUCAAACCGUUCACUGGUUCCGGGAUUGCAGCACGCUCUGGAGCACCUUCAGGUUCAAACGGAAGAGGAAAGCAGCAAACGUCUGCGGCACCGGUAGCUUCUGGAGCGAGCUGUUCAUCUGCUCGUCAGAAAACAGGAAAGCUUGUAUUUGGUUCGAGUGCCAGCAACACCAACAAAGAAGCACAGAAGGCUAAGGACGAGCCCAAGUUCCAAGCGUUCACGGGGAAGAGUUACUCCUUGAAAAAAUAG
This is a messenger RNA of Panicum hallii, 915 nucleotides long. RefSeq names its product ubiquitin fusion degradation protein 1 homolog. The transcript is spliced from 2 exons. The record is from RefSeq and is a predicted model, not a curated record. NCBI's taxonomy places the organism in Eukaryota, Viridiplantae, Streptophyta, Magnoliopsida, Poales, Poaceae. Bases 1 to 915 code for a protein of 304 amino acids. Gene Ontology annotation, molecular function: polyubiquitin modification-dependent protein binding. Gene Ontology annotation, cellular component: VCP-NPL4-UFD1 AAA ATPase complex.